Messenger RNA from Larimichthys crocea (large yellow croaker), 3517 nucleotides. It is a transcript of the gene amfra, whose product is annotated as autocrine motility factor receptor a. The transcript has 13 exons. Gene Ontology annotation, molecular function: ubiquitin protein ligase activity; ubiquitin binding. Lineage: Eukaryota; Metazoa; Chordata; Actinopteri; Sciaenidae. Gene Ontology annotation, cellular component: ubiquitin ligase complex; endoplasmic reticulum; cytosol. The record is from RefSeq and is a predicted model, not a curated record. Bases 510 to 2180 code for a protein of 556 amino acids. Gene Ontology annotation, biological process: ubiquitin-dependent protein catabolic process; protein K48-linked ubiquitination; endoplasmic reticulum unfolded protein response.
UAUUCCCUGUGGUACCUCCACGCCAAAUGAAUUAAUUGAACACUUUAGUUAACCCGUUCACUGUUUCUAAAUGUCUUCAGUAGGCAGUUUUAUUGUGAAACAAUGUCGAUUUGCUUCCGGUACUGUGACCGGAUUUGACGAGCGGAGCGAAGCUAACGGGACUUGUGCAAAUUAACGAGAGUCGACAAAUUAAACAGUUUAUUAAAGAUUUAAAGAGUGACAGCGGAGUUUAUCAACACGACAUUUAUAUUAAAACACACCAGCACGUUGAACCCUGACUGUGACUGCAAUGAGCGGUACUUUAUGGAGGCCCGGCACGUUACUUCUGAUGAUAGUAACGUAACGUUACGGCUGGAGACGUUAGAGGAGGAUGAAGUGUCUCACCUCAUCACAGUCUGUCUGUCUGUCUGUCUGUCUGUCUAACUAGCGGACAGUGUUAGUAUGUAAACAAAGCGUUGUUCGUGUUAUGUAACAGUCCAGACCUCCGUGAGCGGUGUCAGUCCUCCACCAUGCCUCUCUCGCUCCUGGAGCGGCUCCCCUGGCCCACUUUACAAACAUACACGGCGCUCAGUGCUGGUCUGCUGGCCGGGACCGUCCUGACCGUAUGCUCCUCUGAGUCCCACCCACAGGAGGAGAUCCGCAGGCAGCCGGUCCACAGCUCCAGGAUCGGCCGCUACAUCAGGGAUGGUGGACAGUAUCUGAGUCCCAUGUAUGGAGAUCAGGCUGCAGAUGUCCUGGUGUACCUGCUGACUGACAGUGUGUUUGUCUGGGUGAUGGUAAACACGGCCUGCUGCAUCUUGCUGCUUAUUGCCAAACUCAUCCAGUGUUUUGUGUUCGGGCCGCUCCGUGUCAGUGAAAAACAGCACUUGAAGGACAAGUUCUGGAAGUUCAUUUUCUACAAGUUCAUCUUUGGGUUCAGCGUCCUGAACGUCCAGAUGGUGGAGGAGGUGGUGAUGUGGUGGCUCUGGUUCUCCGUUCUAGUCUUCCUCCAUCUUCUGGCUCAGCUCUGCAAGGACCGCUUUGAAUAUCUGUCCUUCUCUCCGACCACCCCCCUGUCCAGCCAUGCGCGGGUGCUGCUGCUUUUGGUGGUGCUGCUGCUGUGCUGCGGUGGUCUGGCCACUCUCUGCAGCUGGCUGGUUCACAGUCAAGGCCGCUACACCGCCACAUUUAUGGCUGCUGAGUGUAUGUUGGUGACUCUCAGGACCACACACGUCAUGUUUCGGUACUCUAUCCACCUGUGGGACAUGAACCAGGAGGGCAGCUGGGACAAUAAGUCCUUCUACGUCUACUACACCGACCUGCUGAUGGAGCUGCUGCUACGGGGCCUGGACCUGCUGCAUCACAUGCACAUGCUAGUCUUCAGUAACAUCUGGUUGUCCAUGGCGAGUCUGGUGAUCUUCAUCCAGCUUUGUUUUCUCGUAGAGGAGGUUCAGAAGAGAAUCCGCCGUCACCAUAACUACCUGCGGGUCCUCCGCAACAUUGAGACCCAGUUUUCUGUGGCGUCUGCAGAUGAACUGGCAGCCAACAACGAUGACUGUGCAAUCUGCUGGGAUGUAAUGAAUUCAGCUCGGAGGCUGCCCUGUGGUCACCUCUUUCACAGCCCGUGCUUGUGCUCCUGGCUCGAACAGGACAUGUCAUGUCCGACAUGUCGGAUGUCCCUGAACAUCGGUGAAGGAGGUGAAGGACACGUGGAGAGGGAGGCCACCGUUGACAACAUGGUUGGUGGCCCCGGAGUUGAUGCUGCACUGAACCUCAACCAUCUCAACCACUUCUUACACUUUGGUGGGUCUCGUAUUGCCAGCUGGUUGCCCAGUUUCUCAGUGGAAGUUAUGGCCACAACCAACUUCUUGGGCAUCGUACCAACCAACCCAUCUCAGAUCUACACCAUGGCUCAGCAGAUCCAGGAGAUGUUUCCUCAGGUUCCCCUCCAGCUGAUCCUGCAGGACCUGGAGAUCACUCGAUCCAUCGAGGUCACCACCAUCAACAUCCUGGAGGGACGAAUCCAGCCUGCCACCCCGCCACUGGUCUCUGAUCACCUGCUCGUACAGGUGUCUCCUCCACCUGAGGACGAGGGCGGAGCCAUCAGCGAGUCAGAGGAAGAUGAGGAUGAAGAGACGGAUGAUGAUGAUGAUGAUGAUGAUGAUGAUGAUGAUGAUGAUGAUGAAGAAGAGUGGUGGUGAGAGGUGGUGGAGAAGCACAUUGCCAUGGAGGAGAAGAUGGUUCUGUACGUCAGCGGAGCAGCGACAGAAGCUGCUGCUGCAGAGAAAGGAGGUGAGCACACAGGGAUUAUCUGUCCAGGAGCACCAGGUCCCACUCAGAAAACCCCGACUCCUUGGGCAGCGAACCUCUAUGACAAAGGACGUAACUGUUAAACAACCACCAUUGCUGAUUCAGAAAUCAGUCUUGGAAAUGUAUUAAUCCAGGAACUUAAUUCAUCACUGAAGAUAAAUUACUGCCUGGAUCAGACCAGUCACUCAGAUCAGCAGAUGACUGAUUGAUCACCGCAUAAGUCUAAGUGCCAGCAGUGCUGCAGAUCAAACGUAUUAAAGUUGAGGGUGGAUGCAUAUUGAGUUCCUCUGGUCAAAGGGAUGUUAGGGCGGAGCUGCUGCUGAAUCCACAGCUGAAGACAGAUUUAGCGCACAUUCAGACAGGAUCAGGAAUUCCGGCAACUCGUAGCAGGGUGUCCUUUCGGGGGGGUGGGGUGGUGGGAGCUAAGGUGGGCUGAAUGUAACGCUGUGAAACAAUCAGGAAAUAACUUUUUUAUUUCUCUGAUUAACAGCUUUAUCAAGGCCAGCGCUUGCUCACUAUAAUUGUUACUCUGUCUCUCGACCAAAGCGUGACUUGGGGCUCAGUUUUUCCCAAAGUUGGAUCUGGCUCAAAUUCUCUCCCGCACGUAUGACCCCCACUGAAAUUAAUUGAAAGACCUCCGUUUUUGCCGCGGCGCCUGAUCCUGUCUGAACCCCUGCUCAGACUUUUGGGUCUUUGGUCUGUCAGGCGUGGAACUAAAACGACUAAAUCUGUGACGAGUUGUUUUUCUGAGGGCUUCAAAACCUCAAUAUUAAAAACUGUCAGUUUGUUUGUUUAUCCUCAUCCUGCCUCUGUUCCUGUUUACAGAUUCUACAAAUUUUAUACAAAGAUUUAAAAAUAUAUAAAGAGUUUAUGUAAAAUAUUGGCUUGGGACUGGUUUAUGGGACUGGGACGGGGGAAUAAACGGAUUCUUGGUUUGGUGAAGCAACGUGACAAUGGAUUGUCGAUCAGAACAAUGCACAAACACAGAGGAUCCGAUUCAUUCUCAUUUAUUGUUAGCAGCUUGUUUUAUCAAACAUUGAGAAUGAGUGAAGAUGAGGCCAGCCAGCUCCUUUGUUUUCCAUCAUGGAUAAAAGGCCUCACACCGGUGAGCUGGCUGACCUCCAUUGAUGUGAAGUGAAAGGAGGCGGGGGUUUUCUACAGUUUAUGUAAAGAAAUGAUUGCACUGUUUGACUCCAAUAAACUCAUAUUUUGUGUUUGUUUUUUAAAA